This is a messenger RNA of Sebastes umbrosus (honeycomb rockfish), 5709 nucleotides long. Its product is annotated as protocadherin gamma-A3-like. Lineage: Eukaryota; Metazoa; Chordata; Actinopteri; Perciformes; Sebastidae. The record is from RefSeq and is a predicted model, not a curated record. The coding region runs from base 3126 to 5579 and encodes 817 amino acids. Gene Ontology annotation, cellular component: plasma membrane. Gene Ontology annotation, molecular function: calcium ion binding. The transcript has 4 exons. Gene Ontology annotation, biological process: homophilic cell-cell adhesion.
GCCAAAGCAAGUUGGUUUGGCUAUGUUCGCCUACUUUUCUACAAACUUCUUCCAAUUAUCGUUUAAAUGUUAAAAGUUAAACACCAGCAACGAUUAGAAAGAUCUUCCCAGUUGUUCAGCAGCGACAAACUGAAGUUAAAUAUGAAUCGCUAAGUUAACGUCUUCACCAUGGCAACCAACCAUGGUAACCAACGCGGCCAGUGAGUCGGAGCCGGCUCCUGAGAGAAAACCCUUGCUUGUGGAUAAAGCUGGACACACUGAACGAACAUUCGGCUAAUCUUUCAGAGCUACUAUACUGCAGAAAAACUAACAUUAUGAAUGUUUGUUAGACACGUAUCUUUUCAAAUGCUGCUUUGAUAGCCAUUUUCAUACAGGACUGAAAUUUUUGCCAGCAGUCUUGUAACACAGGCAGCUGCAUUGUUCUUAUUUUUGUGUGCUGUGUGAUUCCACCCGAGAUUUAAACUGCAUGAAUAUUAAUCAUCCUGCUGUGCAGUCAUUGCCUGAAUAAUGCACAAUCACGAUGUGUGCAGAAUGUUUUGCUCUGCGGCAGUACAGUGUAUGCUAAUAUUGUGUGUGAACAGGCGCUAUCGUGACCUACUAAAAAAAUAGCGCUUCCUAUGUGAAAACAUCAUUGUAGCUACAUAGAGAAGACAUACACUGCUGUGGAAUUUGUCAGUAUGCGUUCAUGCUUGUGGAUCAGUGUUGCAGUGGUUGCAUACUAGAUGAGAAAGCCACUGCUCAAAUGUAGGUCACUGGAUUUAUCAGUCAGAGUGGAUCAGGAGAGAAAAGAUUAUCUAUCUAUCUAUCUAUCUAUCUAUCUAUCUAUCUAUCCCUCUAUCAUCCCUCUAUCUAUCCAUCCAUCCAUCCCUCCAUCCCUCUAUCUAUCUCUCCAUCCCUCACUAUCUAUCUAUAGACAACUUUGCACCCUUUUACUCUGUGUAUGUUCAUAAUUUGUUCUUGCCAUUGUUUUCUUUUCUUUCUUUAAGCUUCCUCUCUUACAUUUGAGAUUAUUGCAGCUGUGCAUUUUAAAAGGACUUGCUGGAAAGUUGUGUGAUAACUGGGAACCCCUUUUCAACAUGAUGCACACUAUUCCCAGGCUGACCCACUUGUAUUUUAGUCAAUUCAUACUUUAUCUAAACAUGGUGACAUUGGCCAGUUCUCUGAAUAACCAGAUACCGAGAAAACAUAAAAAUGUUUUGGCAUUUUACACAGACUUUAAUAUUAGUUUUCACUUAAUUUUGAUGUGGUACAUCCAUCAACAUUAAAGGUUAGGCAGGAAUUCACUAGAGAUUAUACAGACCAUACAGUGCAUUGGUCCCCACAUACUGAUGAUGGUGUUGUUUUACUGAGUCACUGUUGGUGGUGCUGUUGCCUAAGCAGACUCUGGUUUGUCUCAUAUCACCCAGAUCACAAAUCACCAGUCCUCGAAGUAAAUGGGCGAUGUUUAUGUGCAUUCAUUCACUAAGACUCUAGUAUGGAUGGUGGCAUCGUGUGGAUUUGACUGAGGUAUACGGUCCAUAUUGUAAGCGAGAUACAAGGCUUCUCUCUCCCUAUGCGGAUAACUGUGUCAUUUUGGAUCUGAUAUUCCGAAGAGCAAAGGCACCUCUUCGGAUUGGAGAGUCUCCAUUUUGCUUUUCUGCCUUGUUGGCUCUGGCCGUAGUCUCCUUCCUCUUCAUCACGUGUUUAGUGGUUAUUAUAUCAGUGAAGAUCUACAGGUGGAGACAGUCUUGCGUCCUGUAUCACUCCAGUCUCCCUGUGAUUCCAUAUUAUCCACCACGUUACUCAGACACUUUGUGGACAUGCACUCUUCAACACGUGUACAACUAUAUGGUAUGCAGGACGACUGACUCCAGAAAGAGUGACGUCUAGUAUAUGCAACUGAUGAGUCAAAGUUUGGUUAGUGGGGAUGAUGCUCGAACAGAAAGUCUGCAAAAUGGAGAGCAGUCAUCUCACAUGUCUACUCUGGUAAGUUGGUCUGUGGGACUUUAUGCAAAUCAUAUCAGCUCCUACAUCUGUGAGCAUUAUGAUAUGUUGAUAGAAGGUUCACUUCAUGUGUUUGUACUGAUACAACUAAUUGUUGCUGGAGUAGUGAACAUAUAAAACCUAUGUUGCUGGGUGUGAUUUAUGGACGGGUAGUCCAUUCUGCAGCUCUAUCGCUGUCCAAGGUGCUGAAGUGCUGAUUUGCACUGAUCAGACUCUUGUUAUUUGAGGACGUUGCACUGAUUUGACUUUGAAGACAGCCUGGUUGAAUUUAAUUCCACACUUCAGUAACUAGGCCUGAUAAUAAUAACCAUAAUCUCAAUAUUAUUCAUAAUAAUGUUAAUAAUAAUCCUAAUAAUAAUAAAUCUAGUGUUAUUUAGUUAAUCUGAAGCAUUUCAGUAUGUUAGUGGUUGGUAAACUGUAUUUUUACUACUGCUACCUUGCUAGCUAGUGUAUUUUGAAUGCACAGUUCACAAGACUGUCUUUAUUUGUAUUCAAUUUAUUUAUGUACACAAUUUAAUUCAAUUCAAUUUAUUUUUAUAUAGCGUCAAAUCAUAACAAGUUAUCUCGAGACGCUUUUCAUAUUGAGCAGGUCUCUAUAUACACACACAAAGAUUUAGUUUUGUUUAUCUUUUAUAGAGACAACUGCACCGUUGAGGGGUUGUCUUACAUAUUUAUCAUUUUGCCCACAGAAAAAGGAGCUUUUAUUUGUUAUGUAGAUGUUUCCUGGCAAGAGAGACCUUUUCUUUAUAUUGAUUUUCCUCUUUUCAUGAAGACAAAUAAUAUACCUGGCAUUAAAUUGAGAAAUAAUUAACGUGUUUUUUUAUUUCCAACUAUACCAUUACUAUAUGGUGAAUAUCAUCCGAAAUGUCUGGUCAUACGAGUUUCGUAUUUUAGCCUCUAAGUGACGCUGUUGUCUGGUAGAUCAAGUCUACAGUGCAGUGUGAGGCAGGGCUUUCCCCUCCCCUGUCACUGCGUUAUACAAGAGGAGAUGAUCUGUGUUUCAUACGAGCUGGGGCUCAUCGGGGAAACAGUUGAUUUACAUUUCUAACGCUAGUUUAAAUGAACCUGGGAUGUACGCGUUUUCCUCAGUGAGUUGAAAUCUUCAUUCCGUUGUUCGGUUUGCUGUAAGACCCUGUUUUCACAUGGCAUCUAAAGAAAACCCUCGAGACGGAGGAGAAAGAUGGCGAUUGUGUGGACCAUCGCGAGGGGCAGUGUAUCUGUUUAUUUUUCAGUUUAUUUUUCUCCAUCAAGCGAAGGCACAGAUCCGAUAUUCAAUCCCAGAGGAGAUGAAGAAAGGGUCCCUUGUUGGUAAUGUCGCACAGGACCUCGGUUUGGAUCUGAAGAGGCUCCGUUCUGGCCGGGCCCGUAUCGUGACCGGAGAAAACAUCCAGUACACCGAGCUGAAGACAGACAAAGGGACGCUGGUCGUGAAUGAGAGAAUAGACCGAGAGCAGCUGUGUGGAGACGUAACGCCGUGCAGCUUCACCUUUGAGAUCUUAUUGGAAAAACCAAUGGAGUUGCACCCUGUGACCAUAGAAGUACUGGACGUAAACGACAACGCUCCCACUUUCCAAAACAGUCACUUGAAAUUUGAAAUAAGCGAAUCGGCUGUGCUUGGUUCUCGUUUUGAUUUAGAGAGUGCGGACGACGCUGAUGUUGGGGAAAACACUCUGCAGAAUUACAUUUUGACUCCGAACGACAAUUUUGUUUUGAAACAACACGUUAAUCCGGACGGCAGUAAAUAUGCUGAAAUGGUGCUUCAGAAAGCCUUAGACAGAGAAGAACAGCCACGCCUGUCUCUGAAGCUGCUGGCUGUGGACGGUGGAAAUCCACAGAGAUCGGGUACAGUAAAUAUAGAUAUCAAUAUCCUAGAUGUCAAUGAUAAUGCUCCUGUGUUUAACCAGUCUGUGUAUAAGGCCACGGUGGUUGAAAAUGCACCAAAAGGCACACAUAUUGUUACUGUGAAUGCAAGCGACAUAGAUAGCGGUUCAAACGGAGUAGUAACGUAUUCAUUUUCUAAAUCAAAAGCAGGUAUAGCUGACUUGUUCAACAUAGACGAAGCUACUGGGAGAAUAUAUGUGGCAAAGGAAGUAGAUUUUGAAAAAGACAAAAAAAUUGAAUUCCGAGUUGAAGCUAAAGAUCAAGGCAGCCUGACAGAUUCUAGCAAAGUUGAAAUUGAGGUAAUCGAUGUAAAUGAUAAUGCUCCGGUCAUUAACGUCAUGUCAUUCACUAGUCCUGUGUCAGAAGACUCCCCUGCUGGUACCACCAUUGGCAUAAUUAAUGUUAAAGAUCUCGAUUCGGGUGAAAACGGACAAGUUAGAUGCACGAUCGAAGGCAAUGUUCCUUUUAAAAUUAAAUCCAAUGUGAGGAAUUAUUAUGCAUUGAUGACUGAUGCUGCAUUAGAUCGUGAACAUCUGUCAGAAUGUAACAUCACUGUUAUUGCCUCAGACGCAGGGUCGCCCCCACUCUCAACUAAAAGAACCUUUUAUCUUAAGGUCUCGGAUGUGAACGAUAAUGCUCCUGUAUUUCCACGAGGCUCUUAUAGUGCAUUCAUCACAGAGAAUAACUCUCCGGGUGUAUCUGUUAUAAGUGUUAAUGCUAAAGACCCGGAUGAAAACCAGAACGCCCGUGUUUCCUAUAUUUUGGAAGAAUCUGAGAUAGGCGGAUCUCCAGUUUCUGGAUAUGUUUCUGUAAAUGCAGAAAGCGGAGUGAUACACGCAGUGCGGUCAUUUGAUUAUGAGCAAAUUAAGCAGCUUUUAUUCACUGUCAAAGCGCAGGAUGGAGGUUCCCCUCCACUCAGUAGUAAUGUGACUGUAAAAUUAAUGAUCCAGGACCAGAACGACAACCCCCCUCAAGUCCUGUACCCAGUCCAGACUGGUGGCUCUCUGGUGGCUGAAAUGGUGCCUCGUUCAGCAGAUGUGGGCUAUCUGGUCACUAAAGUGGUGGCUGUUGAUGUGGACUCUGGACAGAAUGCCUGGCUCUCCUAUAAACUGCAGAAAGCCACAGACAGGGCGCUGUUUGAAGUGGGCUUACAGAAUGGAGAAAUAAGAACUAUCCGCCAAGUCACUGAUAAAGAUGCUGUGAAACAAAGACUGACUGUUAUAGUGGAGGACAACGGGCAGCCCUCUCGUUCAGCUACAGUCAUUGUUAACGUGGCGGUGGCGGACAGCUUCCCUGAAGUGCUGUCUGAGUUCACUGACUUUACACACGACAAGGAGUACAAUGACAACCUGACUUUUUACUUAGUGUUGGCUCUGGCUGUAGUCUCCUUCCUCUUCAUCACGUGUUUAGUGGUUAUUAUAUCAGUGAAGAUCUACAGGUGGAGACAGUCUCGCGUCCUGUAUCACUCCAGUCUCCCUGUGAUUCCAUAUUAUCCACCACGUUACUCAGACACUUUGGGGACAGGGACUCUCCAACACGUGUACAACUACGAGGUGUGCAGGACGACUGACUCCAGAAAGAGUGACUGUAAGUUCGGAGGAGCCGGUAGUCAGAACGUGCUGAUAAUGGACCCCAGUUCUACAGGGACGAUGCAGCGGAUACAGAGUGAGAAGAGCAUCCUGGAUGAACCAGACUCUCCUCUAGAGGUCAGUUAAACAUUUUAGCUUUGUCUGUGUGCCCCCUUUUGUUUUCUUUCUUUGUUUAGUUGCUUUGAUACAACCGUUGCACUCCAUGCAGUCAUUUCAGCACCAUGGACAGCAUCUCAGUUGACAUCGCCUGAUAGAA